UUCAUAUUAUCAAAACAUUUAACAAUAGUCAAUAGCUUAAGAAAAAAAAAAUAAAAUGAAAACAAUAUUAUUAUAUUAACCAAUAAUAACUACUACCUAGUCUGUGAAUGCAAAACAAACACCUUUUAUUACUUAAUAUUAUAUUUAAUUAAACCAUCAGAGUUCCUGUCUUCUGACUACAACUGCAGCUUUAAGUACAACAUAGAAUACUUCGAUUACCUACCUUACAUAUUAAUUAACAACAACAGUACAGAUAACUGGUUUUCUAUUUUUUUUUUUCUAUUUAAGUAAUUUAAAGAUGGCAAGAAAACGUCGUAGCACUACAGAAAUAAAUACAGCAGAAAAUGCAUCAGUUCCCAAACGUCGUUUUACAAGUGCACAAAGAACGCAAAGUAGACUUGAAGAAAUGAUGGCUUUUAAUCAUAAAAAAUGUUUAAGUUGGUUUCACAAAUACACCAACGAUUCGAGUGAUACCUUAGGACCUGAAGGUAUGGAAAAAUUUUGCUUGGAUAUUGGAGUGGAACCAGAAGAUUUAGUUAUGCUUGUAUUGGCAUGGAAAAUGAAUGCCAAAUCUAUGGGCUAUUUUACGAGUACAGAAUGGUUAAAAGGACUAACAGAAUUACAGUGUGAUUCCAUAAAAAAAUUACAGAGCAAGCUAGAUUCAUUGCGAUUAUGCUUUAACGAUCCAUUAAUGUUCAAAAGUAUUUAUAGAUAUGCAUAUGACUUUGCUAGAGAUAAAGAUCAACGAAGUAUGGAUAUAGAAACUGCCAAACUGAUGUUAAAUUUAUUACUUGGAAAACAGUGGAAACUUUAUCCGUUGUUUUCUAGAUUUAUAGACCAAUCCAAGUACAGAGUUAUCAAUAAAGAUCAAUGGUGCAAUAUAUUAGAGUUUUCCAGAUCUAUUAAUGCAGAUUUAUCCAAUUACGACAUUGACGGAGCGUGGCCUGUUAUGUUGGACGAGUUUGUAGAUUGGCUAAAGCAAAAUGAGAGCUGAAACAAAAAGUGUACCAUUAGAUAUACCAGAGCUACAUUCUGGACCGACCUAAUAGUUAUUAAAAUAUAUUCAAAUAAAAGAAAUCGAUCUCUUGAACGCUUUUUUUUUUCAUUUUUCAUGUAAAGACUAUUUUUUGUUCAAAUUAAAUCGCUAGAUUUACCGGUCUCUUAAAAAUAAAUACAAUUAUAUUUAUUUAUUAUUUUUUAUUUAUAUAUCUAUGGAUAAUUUACAAAAAUAAAUAAAUCAUCACAGGUCACUUUUUUUCUUUCUUUUUUUAUGUAUGUUUUAUAUAGUAACUACAAUUCAUUAAUAAUUAAUAAAAUUAAUUUAAAAAAUCGGACACUUAAAUAUU
Messenger RNA from Adelges cooleyi (spruce gall adelgid), 1346 nucleotides. RefSeq names its product DCN1-like protein 4 (gene SCCRO4). The transcript is spliced from 7 exons. Gene Ontology annotation, cellular component: ubiquitin ligase complex. The coding region runs from base 299 to 994 and encodes 231 amino acids. Lineage: Eukaryota; Metazoa; Arthropoda; Insecta; Hemiptera; Adelgidae. Gene Ontology annotation, biological process: protein neddylation; positive regulation of ubiquitin-protein transferase activity. The record is from RefSeq and is a predicted model, not a curated record. Gene Ontology annotation, molecular function: ubiquitin-like protein binding; ubiquitin conjugating enzyme binding; cullin family protein binding.